Molecule: messenger RNA, 884 nt
Organism: Pyrus x bretschneideri (Chinese white pear)
Lineage: Eukaryota; Viridiplantae; Streptophyta; Magnoliopsida; Rosales; Rosaceae
Exons: 2
Coding region: 207-530 (107 amino acids)
Source: RefSeq, a predicted model, not a curated record
AUUGAAUUUAGAGAAGGGCAAGAAAAUAAGGGUAGAAGAAGAAGGAGAGAGGGCUAAAGUUGCAGGGUGGAUCGGGAAGACGUAACGAAAACCAGCAAAUACUCGUCGUUUCGUCGUUCGAAUCCAUUGUUGCAGUUGCAGAGGACCUCGUAGGAGAGCUCCUGUAAAUAUAAUAAGAGAGAUUCAUACAAAGCAAAGGCAAAGAGAUGAUAACGCGAUCGAAUCUGGCGGAGCAGUUGAGAGAGUAUCAGAUUCGAUCGAAGCAUGACUGGGCCUCCGUCUCCUUCUUCUCCUCCACCUCCUCCACUCAUACUUUGUCAAGGGUGGAUGUAGUGCUCUUUGUAAUAUGGGAACUGGUAAUCCUAGCUUUCUUGGUUUUUUCGGCAGUUUCUUUAUAUUUUAGGCAUAUGCGACUUGCUUUUGUCUUAGCAUGUAUUGCAAUGCUCUUGCUUUUGUGCAUAAAAGUUACAAAGCAAGUGAGAUUGGCUAGGAAAAAGAAACGGAGGAUGCUUCUUCCAUUAUCUAUGUAAUACUAGAUGAGGGGCACGCACUACCCAACCUUAUCGUGUAAAUCUUGAAGAGUCUUGGCCAUUGCAUUUGGCCUGUAUCCUCUUUUUUGGUGUAUUGGGAUGUGUAAUCAUUGCCUUCGAACAUUAGGUGAAAAACUGAUGUGAUUGCUGUGGAAGAUGCUCAUCAGAGUGGCAAGUUGAUCGAUCAAGAUAUGAAGAUUUGGUUAGUGAGGGGAGGAAAGGUUAGUUGACCAUACGGUUUCUUCUGUUACUACCGAGAAUAUUUUGUUUUUACCAAUGAUAUAGUGAUGAUGUUUGCAUUACUUAUCAACAAUACAAUGACAUAAGAAACCAAUGAAUGACAUUUCAGAUGCA